AAGAAAGAAGAAUACAAUAAUUAAUAAUUGAAGAAACAUGCACCAGCACAAGGCUACUAAACUUCAGUGCUACAAAAAGAAUGGGACUAACUAGAUAUAAAGUGCCCUGUUCAGUUUUUCUAUCUGGGACAUUUUGACAAUUUUGUCAACAAAGGCCCACAGAAGAAUUAGGAGAAAGUGAGAGAAAGGGUUCUGCAAUAAAAGGAACAAAAGAAAGCUUGAAUAUGAAUCAGUCUGAUAAUAAAAUUACCAUCCAUUGAUACAGUGUGCAAUAGUAAAAAAUCAUACUUUUAUGCAAAGCAAAGUAGUUUAUAUAAUCUUAAACUGGAAGCCUGUGUUCAAGAGCAGGAGUAAAGUGGUCUGUUUUUCUUGGUUCUCAGGGUUAAAUUUCCUGCCACAUUGUGUUAUGUCUCGUCGACGUUUUGUUUUGGUAGAGGGAACAGAUGGGUGAGGCAAAAUAGGUGGGGCAUUUUUUUACUCCUUGCUUGUUGGAUCUGUAAAGUCUCCUUUUAAGGUAUCUAGUGGCUGUUUUUUACAGUUGGAUGUACAGCCAGCAUAUCAGGGAUUCUUUCUGUCAUGUUACACACCAUGUCUUUGGGAUAGUAGUGAUUAAACAUUCUUGAUACUUGUGCCUUUCACAAAACCACCUAUGGUCUGAGUUUGGGGACCAGUUCUUACUUGUAGAGUUGGUCUCAGAAGUACUGGAAUCUGGUAGCAUGGAAGAUGCCUGCAAGGUCUCCCUCAGGGCCACCUUCUGCUCUGUGUGCAAUCACUCAAAACCGGUUUAUCUGGAUGCAGGCAUAGGAACUGGGGUCUUCUUGCACAUUUUAAAAAACAAGCCAAAGGAGUAAGGUCUCACCGUCACUGGUUUUAAUUUAGAAUGGCUCUCAAUCUACCAGGUCUAAUAAUGAUGAUAGCUUUCUACUUGCUUGUGUUGGGAAUUGGUAUCUGGGCGUCUGUAAAAUCCAAGAAAAUGGAGAAAAACACACACAAUGGACAGGUUGAGAUAUCUUUUUUGGCUAACCGGAGUGUGAGCUUGAUAGUGGGAGUCUUCACAAUGACGGCCACUUGGGUUGGAGGUGGCUUUAUCAUUGGUGUUGCAGAAUCAGUGUAUGACCCUACCAAGGGUCUAAUCUGGGCUCUUAUUCCUCUGCAAAUGUCAUUUUCCUUUAUUAUUGGUGGGCUGUUCUUUGCAAAACCAAUGAGGGAAAACAAUUACAUCAGUAUGAUGGAUCCAUUUCAGAGAAAGUACGGAAAAGUACUGACUGCGGUUCUUGCCAUUGUUCCAGUCACAACUGAAGUUGUCUGGAUUCCUGGAUUACUGAUUUCCUUAGGGGCAACCAUGACAGUCAUCUUGGAUCUGCCCUUCAGUGUUUGCGUCUGGAUCUCUGCUGUGGUGGCGAUCAUCUACACUGUUCUCGGAGGUCUCUAUUCAGUUGCAUACACUGAUGUCAUCCAGAUAUCACUGGUGCUUCUUAGCUUGUGGCUGUGUGUCCCUUUUGUCCUGACAAGUGACAUCUAUACUGACAUCACUGAAACAGCACUCAACCACACACAUCAGGCCCCCUGGCUUGGCCAGCUUGAGUCUGAUGAAAUCGGGAGAUGGAUUGAUAAUUUUCUUGUGAUGAGCGUGGGCAACAUGGCAGUUCAGGAUUUCCAUCAAAGGACCCUGUCCUCUAACUCCACGUCCACAGCCAGAAUCAUCUGUUUCGUAGCCGCAGGAGUCGUCAUCAUUGCUGGAAUCCCAUCUAUGCUGAUCGGUGCUGUUGCAGCGUCAACAGACUGGAACUCCACCUCUUAUGGUUCUCCCUCUCCAUAUGAGCGAGGGGAGGGGGCCAUGGUGUUGCCCAUCAUCCUUCAGCAAUUUACCCCCACCUACAUUUUUGCUUUUGGCAUCGGAGCUGUUGCUGCUGCAGUGAUGUCAUCCGCUGACUCUUACCUUUUGUCUGCAACCACCAUCUUCACCACCAACAUCUACCAGACCAUCAGGAGUCAGGCAUCAGAUAAAGAGCUGCAGUGGGUGAUUCGUGUCUCUAUAGUGGUUGCAGGACUUAUGGGAACUUCUCUCACCAACCUGGAGGGCGGCAUCUUGGUGUUCUGGAUCCUGGGCUCAGACCUGACUUACACCAUCAUGUUCCCCCAGCUGAUCUGUGUCCUCUUCACUGAGGUUUCCAACGGUUAUGGGGCAAUCACAGGCUACCUUGUUGCAGUGGUGUUGAGACUGUUGUGUGGAGAGCCAGUGUUUGGACUCCCUGUGAUCCUGUGUUUCCCAGGUUGCACCUUAGAGAACGGUGUUUACAUUCAGCGCUGGCCAUUCAAGACCAUCUGCAUGCUGUCUGCUCUUGUCUCCAUUCUGAUGUUUUCAUACAUUGCCUCACUCCUGUUUAACAAGGGGAUCCUUCCUGAGAGGUGGGACGUGUUCAAGGUGAAGCUGACACCAGCAGAUGGUGCCAGAGAGGGUGAGAGUGAUGGGACUGAUGAAAAUGAUAAAUUGGCCUCUGAACCAAUGCUGGAUACAAAAUGCUAAUUUUUUUUUUUUACAUUUCUUUGUCGGUACAAUUGUUUCAUUAACUUUUGGGUAAAAUAAUUGCUUUACAUUAUUUAUAGUGCUUAAUGCUCCUACAACCCCAGUAGUGAUUCUGCUUUCUGCAUUCUGUUUGGGUAUGUUUAAGUUUAAACUCCAGUGCUACACGCCCAGGAUAACCAUGGUUUUCUGUUUUCCUGUUGUCAAAAUAUCAAAAGCAUGUAAAAACUAUUUCAAAUUAAACAUAUUUAUAUGCCUUUGUUAA
Molecule: messenger RNA, 2789 nt
Organism: Dicentrarchus labrax (European seabass)
Lineage: Eukaryota; Metazoa; Chordata; Actinopteri; Moronidae
Product: high affinity choline transporter 1-like
Exons: 8
Coding region: 881-2527 (548 amino acids)
Biological process (GO): transmembrane transport; choline transport; acetylcholine biosynthetic process
Cellular component (GO): plasma membrane
Molecular function (GO): choline:sodium symporter activity
Source: RefSeq, a predicted model, not a curated record